AUGAACCGACCAAGCGGGCAAGCAGUCAUUGGAUCUGAUGGACAACGGAGAUCAGACGCGCUGGCCUCACUACUGCACAAGAAGCGAGGAGGCACGGAUCUUUUCGUUGCGAGCACAUACAAAGACAUUCUUGCCUUCAUCAGCCAGAGAGCGCUCAAACAUAAGGUCAUACGUCUCGGUGCCAAAGUCACGCAUGUAAUCUCCAAGAACUCCAAGGAAACUGCCGCAGGCUCGCGCACCACCAUCAAGACUGAUGACGGCGAAGAAGCCGCAUUUGAUGAAGUGGUUGUUACUUGUCCUCUGGGGUGGCUCAAGGUGAAUGCUCAAAAAGUAUUCACUCCAGCUCUGCACCCACGAUUACUCCAGGCGAUUAAUAAUAUCAAGUAUGUAACCGAUGUCUCUCCCACAGAAGAAUCACACAAUCUUACACCUUUGCACAGCUAUGGUUGCCUAGAUAAGAUAUACCUUACUUUUCCGGAGGCAUUCUGGCUAAAAGGUGGCUGUCCGGUCUUCACUCAUUUCCAUAACCCAGAUUACGUUUCUCACGCGUCAGAUGCACCCUGUAAUGCGGUUAUAAUUUCUCUGGCUCACUUACCGAGGGGCACUGCUCAUCCCACGCUUAUGUUCUACAUCUACGGGCCCUGCUCAGCUCAGCUUCUCAAAUAUCUCGAACAUCUCGGUUUGCAAUCAGAUGCAUAUAAUAAAUGCGUCGAUGCAUUCGCACAGCCACACUACUCUCGGAUGCCGAAUUACUAUAAAGAGAACGCCUCAUGCAGACCAGUCUCGUGCAUGUGCACAGCGUGGCAGCGUGAUCCACUUGCGGGGAAUGGAUCAUAUACUCAUUUCCGGAAAGGUGUAACUAACGCGGCUGAGGAUGUGGAAGUUAUGCGUAACUCUGCUGGUCUCGGUGAGAGUAAGGGGAUCUGGAUAGCGGGAGAACAUACGGCGCCAACCGGGUUGAUAGCGACAACGACAGGGGCAUAUAUCAGCGGGCAACGUAUUGCUAGAAAAAUCUGUGACAAGUGGAGUAUUGGUGGGACUGUCAAUACGGUGCUCAAAACUUCCAGGAUUUAG
Molecule: messenger RNA, 1074 nt
Organism: Penicillium lagena
Lineage: Eukaryota; Fungi; Ascomycota; Eurotiomycetes; Eurotiales; Aspergillaceae
Exons: 2
Coding region: 1-1074 (357 amino acids)
Molecular function (GO): oxidoreductase activity
Source: RefSeq, a predicted model, not a curated record